UGAUAUUCCUUUACCACGCACCGUUUCACCGAACAAAUCACGAGCCGUCUUCAAAGUCUUUCGUUUCAAUAAACCCUAGUCCUCUCUCUCUCUCUCUCUCGUUCGUUUGCUUGUAUUAUCUGGAACCGGGGAUCGAAUCGUAGAGAAUGACUGGGCUAACCUGCAACUCCUGCAACAAAGAGUUCGCGGACGAUGCGGAGCAAAAGCUACAUUACAAGUCCGAAUGGCACCGCUACAAUCUUAAGCGCAAGGUCGCUGGGGUUCCUGGAGUGACUGAAGCACUAUUUCUAGGUAGACAAGCUGUGCUUGCUCAAGAGAGAGGCCGGUCAAACGAAACACCUAUGCUCUAUAGUUGUGGUCUUUGUGGGAAAGGAUAUAGAAGUUCCAAGGCUCAUGCUCAGCAUCUAAAAUCUCGAAGUCACAUCAUGCGGGUGUCUGAAGGAACAAGCCAUGAAGAAGAGAAGGCGAUAAUUAAGCCACUUUCCCGUCGUGUUGUGAGUAAACCACCCCAACAAGUAGACAAGGAAGAAAGUGAAGAUGAGUGGGAGGAGGUAGAUCCUGAAGAAGACUUGGUUGGUGAGGCAACAAAGUCCUUAACUGAAUUGAAUGUACAUGAGCAUGCCACCGAUGUUGAUAUGGAUGAUGAUGAGGAUGGCAGUGAUGAGUAUGAGGAAUUGGAUCCAUCUUCUUGUUUUAUGUGUGAUCUAGAGCAUGAUACCAUAGAGAACUGUAUGGUUCACAUGCACAAGCAGCAUGGGUUCUUCAUUCCGGAUAUCGAGUAUCUGAAGGAUCCAAAAGGGCUCCUUACUUAUCUUGGGCUUAAGGUUAAGAGAGAUUUCAUGUGUCUGUACUGCAAUGAGCGCUGUCACCCUUUUAACAGUUUGGAAGCAGUUAGGAAGCAUAUGGUGGCAAAAAGUCAUUGCAGAGUACAUUAUGGCGAUGGUGAUGAGGAAGAGGAGGCAGAGUUGGAAGAAUUCUAUGAUUAUAGCAGCAGUUAUGUGGAUGGGGAUGGCAAGCAACUGGUUGCAUCGAGUGAUAUGGACAACACAGUAGAACUUGGGAUUGGUGGAGCUGAGCUCAUUAUAACCAGAAGAUCUGAAAAGGGUAUAUCAACUAAAAGCAUUGGUUCCCGGGAAUAUUUACGUUACUAUCGUCAGAAACCACGCCCUUCACCUAUGAACAAUGCAGCUAUUACCGCGGCACUGGCAUCGAGGUACAGGAGCAUGGGAUUGGCUACUGUGCAGUCAAGAGAGCAGUUGGUGAGGAUGAAAGUGAUGAAGCAAAUGAAUAGAUCAGGAGUGGAGGCCAUGCGCACGAAGAGUGGGAUGAAGAGCAACGUCAUUCGGAACCUGCCUAAGAAUGUCCCGCACUAGUAGUUCUACAAUAUACCUAUAAUACCUUUCGUUGUUACCUAUUAAAAAAAAAAAUUUUGGAAGGCAUAUGUGAUAGUAGCCCGAAUUCCGUUGAAAUAAGUAUCGUAUAACUUUGCACA
Molecule: messenger RNA, 1492 nt
Organism: Juglans microcarpa x Juglans regia
Lineage: Eukaryota; Viridiplantae; Streptophyta; Magnoliopsida; Fagales; Juglandaceae
Product: cytoplasmic 60S subunit biogenesis factor REI1 homolog 1-like
Exons: 6
Coding region: 147-1373 (408 amino acids)
Biological process (GO): ribosomal large subunit biogenesis
Cellular component (GO): preribosome, large subunit precursor
Molecular function (GO): zinc ion binding; nucleic acid binding
Source: RefSeq, a predicted model, not a curated record